Molecule: messenger RNA, 906 nt
Organism: Coniosporium apollinis CBS 100218
Lineage: Eukaryota; Fungi; Ascomycota; Dothideomycetes
Exons: 3
Coding region: 1-906 (301 amino acids)
Source: RefSeq, a predicted model, not a curated record
AUGUCUCCCUCCCUCGUCCACCUCAGCCAAAUCCCCACCGUCACACAGCUCUACGCCAGCAACCGCCUGCGCCCAACCUCGAGUCCCGCCGCGCCGCCCAACCCAUCCUACAACGACAAGAUCAGCCUCAUCCGCCACGACAUCACAAAGCUCCGCGUCGACAGCAUCGUCAACGCGGCCAACGAAUCGCUGCUCGGGGGCGGGGGCGUGGAUGGCGCGAUUCACCGUGCUGCGGGGCCGGAGCUGUUGGAUGAGUGCGAGACACUAGGCGGCUGCGACACCGGCGACGCGAAGAUCACGGGCGCGUACAACCUGCCUUGCAAAGCGGUCAUCCACGCCGUCGGGCCCGUGUACUUCCGCACGAAGCGCGAGGGGCGGCAUACGCAGCUCCUACAAAGCUGCUACCGCAAGAGCCUUCAGCUCGCGGUGGAUCACGGGCUCAAGAGCAUCGCGUUCUCGGCGCUGAGCACGGGCGUGUACGGGUAUCCGAGCGGGGAGGCGGCGGAGGCGGCGUGUGAGGAGGUGAGGCGGUUUUUGGAGAGUGGGAGGGGAGACGGCCUGGAGAAGAUUGUGUUUUGCAACUUUAUGGAGAAGGAUGAGCGGGCUUAUGAGGAGGUGAUUCCGAAGUACUUCCAGCCCGCGUCCGAGGACUCCAAGGAGGAGGAGGCAGAGGGAGGGGAUGUAUCCGAGUCGAAGGACGAGAGUGCGCCUGAAUCGAAAGUAGAGGGUGCACAGGAGUCCAAGGAAGAGACCGGUGGCGUGCCCAUUCCCGAGUCGAAAGAGGAUUUGAAGGACAAGAUCUCGGAUCUUGCGGACAAGAGAACGGCGGAGCUGGAACGGAGCACUGAGGAAGAGGCAAAGCAGGCGAAUCCUGCGGAGCCAGGCGUAGAGCCGGAGAAAAAAUAG